GGGAUUUGUGUAGUCUAUCUUGUCAGGAUGCUGGCCUUAGUAGUUGGACUGUUGUAUCUAGUCGCUGGACGCGCGGUGCGAAGCCAGGAUGCUACAGGUAGCCGCUUUGUAUGUAACGCUAUUCCUCCGGGCGCAGAGCCCGGCUGCGGGUAUGGUCCUACGGGGAACCGUGUCCAGAGCAGCAGCCCAGUGGAGGACGAGCUUCGGAAUACGAUCAUCCAGCUUAGGGAGACCAUCCUGCAGCAGAAGGAGACCAUCGUGAGCCAGCAGGGAACCAUCAAGGAGCUCAACUCAAAGCUUGCGCGCUGUGAGGCGGCAGCCGACGAGUCGUCGCAGGGCAAGUCCCGAGGUCAGGGCUCCAGACGGAAGGAGUACGGCAAGAACACCAUGGGAGACUUGCCCCGGGACCCCAGUGAAACUAUAGAUCAACUGGGCAAGACCAUGCAGAGUCUUAAAGGUCGGCUGGAGAACUUGGAGAGUUUGCGUCUCCCCAUCACAAAUGUGUCAACCGCUGGUGUCUCGGCCCUGACUCCCUUGCCACCAGAGCUCAGGGAGCUGCUGCGGCAACGUUUGGGGGCGCUGGAGACCCAGCUCCUCCGGAAGGUGGCUGAGCUGGAGGAGGAGAAGAGCCAGCUCUACAAUGAAACAGCAGCCCACCGCCAACGCACCGAGAGUGCGCUCAAUUCCCUCCUGGAGAGGAUCACAGAGCUCGAAAAAAAUAAUAAUGCCUUCAAGUCACCUGAGGAUUUCAAGGUGUCCCUUCCUCUCCGUACAAACUACCUGUAUGGACGCAUCAAGAAGAGCCUCCCGGAGAUGUACGCCUUCACUGUCUGCAUGUGGCUCAAGUCCAGCGCUAGUCCGGGAAUAGGAACUCCAUUUUCAUACGGCGUUCCAGGCCAGGCCAAUGAGAUAGUCCUCAUCGAAUGGGGGAACAAUCCCAUUGAGCUACUAGUCAAUGACAAGGUGGCCCAACUCCCUCUGUCAGUGAGUGACGGGCGCUGGCACCACAUUUGCAUCACCUGGACAACUAGAGAUGGUUUCUGGGAGGCUUACCAGGAUGGCGAGCGUUUAGGCACUGGGGACAACCUGGCCCCCUGGCACCCAAUUAAACCUGGAGGGGUGAUCAUCCUGGGCCAGGAGCAGGACAUUGUGGGAGGCCGUUUUGAUGCCACCCAGGCUUUUGUGGGCGAGCUGAGCCAGUUCAACAUGUGGGACAGAGUACUGCGGCCUGUGGACAUCAUGGGCCUGGCCAACUGUUCAGCAUACAUGCCUGGAAACGUGGUUCCUUGGAUUGAUGCUAACGUGGAAGUGUUUGGAGGUGCCACCAAGGCUGCUCUGGAAAUCUGUGAAGACCGUGCUUUUGAUUCCUAA
Oreochromis aureus is the source of this 1371-nucleotide messenger RNA. RefSeq names its product neuronal pentraxin 2a (gene nptx2a). The record is from RefSeq and is a predicted model, not a curated record. Lineage: Eukaryota; Metazoa; Chordata; Actinopteri; Cichliformes; Cichlidae. The transcript is spliced from 5 exons. Bases 28 to 1371 code for a protein of 447 amino acids.